AUGGACAGUUUGAAGAACCCGGCCAACAGAGAGAACCUUGCCCUCAAAGGAAAAGCCACCCAGUCAUCAACCUAUGAUUUUAAUAGCAAUGCAUACAAUGCCAAUGAUGGGAAUCCUGACAGCUCAUGGGAAGCUGGAUCCUGCUCUCACACCACAGGCAUGAUAAACCCCUGGUGGAGAUUGGAUCUGAUCAAAACCCACAAAAUAUUUUCUGUAAAGGUAACGAACCGCAACACGGUCGCCUCACGCCUGGAUGGAGCUGACAUUCACAUAGGAGAUUCCCUCGACAACAAUGGAAUGAACAACCCCAGGUGUGCUGUUAUUGACAGCAUCUCGGCUGGUGGUACUGCUGAGUUCCAGUGUAAUGGGAUGGAUGGUCGGUACAUCACCAUCGACAUCCCUUUGAGAGAGGAGUACCUGACCCUGUGUGAGGUGGAAGUUUAUGGUUCUGUCCUGGAUUAGGAUCAUAAUAACUUAGCCAUCACUGAUUUAUGUACUCAUAUGAGUCUGAGACAUACGUACAUGAGGCUUCAGUUUAUCUGAACAAAAAAAUUAUCAAUAAAAAUCUUUUCAGCCUGAUAAAA
Cheilinus undulatus (humphead wrasse) is the source of this 584-nucleotide messenger RNA. RefSeq names its product fucolectin-like. The record is from RefSeq and is a predicted model, not a curated record. Lineage: Eukaryota; Metazoa; Chordata; Actinopteri; Labriformes; Labridae. The transcript has 3 exons. Bases 1 to 462 code for a protein of 153 amino acids.